Poecile atricapillus (Black-capped chickadee) is the source of this 2309-nucleotide messenger RNA. RefSeq names its product proline-serine-threonine phosphatase interacting protein 2 (gene PSTPIP2). Gene Ontology annotation, molecular function: actin filament binding. The record is from RefSeq and is a predicted model, not a curated record. Gene Ontology annotation, cellular component: actin filament; plasma membrane; cytoplasm. The transcript is spliced from 15 exons. Gene Ontology annotation, biological process: actin filament polymerization. NCBI's taxonomy places the organism in Eukaryota, Metazoa, Chordata, Aves, Passeriformes, Paridae. The coding region runs from base 297 to 1301 and encodes 334 amino acids.
UGCAGGUGGCGUGGGCACGGCGGUGCAGCCGCCGGCCGAGCCGCUCCCGCUCCGCUCCGUCUUUCCUUGGGGAAGCCGUGCGGCUCAGCGGAUCGGCAGUCACGGACGGGUUUGUCCCACGGAGAGCUGAUGCCGAGCUCCCCCUCCCCGGCAGCAGCCGCCUGCCGCAGCACGUCCCGCCGCUGGAGCCGCGGGGGUCCCGGGGCGGGCGCAGCCCUGCGUGGGAGGAGACUCGGCGGGGCGGGCCGGGCCGCGCCGGGCAGCGUGCGGCGGAGCGCGGCGGUGGCGACAGCAGGAUGCGGGAGGCGCGGUUCAGGGACCACUUCUGGAGCACGGAUCUGACCAGCACGGUUGGCUAUGACAGCAUCAUUCAGCAUCUGAAUGAUGGCAGGAAGAACUGCAAAGAGUUUGAAGACUUUCUGAAGGAAAGAGCAAUUAUAGAAGAAAAAUAUGGCAAGGAGCUCAUUAACUUGUCGAAGAAGAAGCCCUGUGGGCAGACAGAGCUGAACACGCUGAAGAGAUCCCUCGAUGUUUUCAAGCAACAGAUAGACAAUGUGGGACAAGGUCACAUCCAGCUGGCACAAACCCUUCGGGAGGAAGCAAAGAAGAUGGAGGACUUCAGGGAAAAGCAAAAGCUGCAUCGGAAAAAGAUAGAGCUGAUAAUGGAGGCGAUUCACAAAAACAGGAAUCUUCAGUACAAGAAGACCAUGGAGGCCAAGCGUCUGUACGAGCAGCGCUGCCGGGACAAGGAUGAGGCGGAGCAGGCUGUGCACCGCAACGCCAGCCUGGUCACACAGAAGCAGCAGGAGAAGCUGUUCCUGAAGCUGGCUCAGACGAAAUCAGCACUGGAAGACACUGACAGGAGUUACCAGCAGAGUGUGACCACAAUGGAGAAGAUCCGGGAAGAGUGGCAGAACGAGCACAUCAAAGCUUGUGAGUUCUUUGAGACUCAAGAAUGCGAGCGGAUCAACUAUUUCCGUAAUGCCCUCUGGCUCCACGUCAACCAGCUCUCCCUGGGCUGUGUCCAGAAUGAUGAGAAAUAUGAGGAAAUCCGCAAGAGUUUAGAAAUGUGCAGCAUUGAGAAGGAUGUUGAUUUUUUCGUAAAUUUACGCAAAACUGGAAGUUUGGCUCCAGCUCCUGUUGUUUAUGAAAACUACUAUAAUGCCCAGAGAAAUGUGACUCCUGUGAGAAGUCCAGCUCCUGUGCCUAUAUCAAGGAGGGGACCCUUGCCCACCCCGACCAGUGCACCAGGGGAGCCUGAUUAUGCCACAGUUGAUGGUUACAGCUUGGUACAUUUCUAACAGUCACAGUUUUCCAAGAGGCAGAAGACACUGUUGGUCUGACCAGCAUGGCAGAGAUGAUGCUUUCAGUUACUCCCAGACAUAUAGAGCUGAAGUGCUUCUGCUUUUCAAGAGAAUAUUUGAGGACUCCAACAAUUAUUUGUACAUUCAGAAAGUGCUUACUAAAAAUCUAUGCCUCUGAUCAGCAAACUCCUUGGAUGGAUCUUCACACUCAGAGUAAGAAAAGGACCAGACACAGGGGUGAUCUGUGUUGGAAGAAGUUUUCAAUUUGAAGUUCUUCUAAAGUGUAGCCAUCUAGAAAGUCUGGAGCCUCCCACUCUGUAGGUAACUAAGAAGUAUGUGCUGAGAGGAGCAGUGCACAAUGCUUUGGUCAUGCUGGCUUGUGUUCAGGGUAUGUGCAUCCCUCUCAGAUCUCAGGUUUUGCCUGUUCCUAAGGGCUUUUGCCUGUUCCUAAAGUCUUUCAUUAGUGGGGAUUAAACUUGUCCAUUGGGUCAAAUUUUACUCAUAUCUCUCAGAAAUCUUACUUAGAGGAGCACCAGCAGUUGCACAGAGUAUGUGGCUUAGCUGUAGCUGUGCUCCAGGCUUAAAUGCUGACACUGGAAGGUGAUUUGCAUCUACCCAGGGAGGGGCUGUGCCACAUCCAACCUGCUGGGAGGUCCCAGGAAGGAUCAGAAGGAAUUUAUUCAUCUCUUCCAACCACCUCUCCGUUGAGGGCCUUGUGAGCUCUUAGGUUUAUCAGGUUGUCCCUGGUAAGCUCUGGAUACCAGGCUGGAGCUUGGAGCAACCUGGUCUAGUGGAUGGUGACCCUGUCCAUGGCAGGGAGUUGGAACUGAUGCCUUUUUGGGACCACCUAAAAACAGAGGUCCCACAAAAUUAAAGGGAAUAAAAAUAACUUGUAUUUAUUGAAGGGCCUUCAGGUACACUUGGGGCAUACAAACCUCCCCCCAUGGGCUACACCCCAAAAAUAGACAAUGGAUCAUGGGUUUUCAUAUUUUUUAAGUUUGGUCC